Molecule: messenger RNA, 606 nt
Organism: Microdochium trichocladiopsis
Lineage: Eukaryota; Fungi; Ascomycota; Sordariomycetes; Xylariales; Microdochiaceae
Exons: 1
Biological process (GO): DNA repair; telomere maintenance
Molecular function (GO): DNA helicase activity
Source: RefSeq, a predicted model, not a curated record
UGGAAGCAGAAGCUGGUCCUCGUGAUCGACGAGGUCAGCAUGCUCGGCGGAGCCACUCUGUACAACAUCAGCUGCCACCUCCAGUCGCUCCGAGAAUGCCCAGACGAGCCCUUUGGCGGUAUUCCUGUUGUCCUCCUAAUGGGGGAUUUCUACCAGUUUGCGCCGGUGCGAGAGACGAGCCUCCGCAUGAACAAGAUUGGGAACCCCGCCAUGAUGUCGGCGGCGGCCUCAAUAAUUGCUCACCACCGCGGCUACAGCCUGUGGCUAGUGUUUAAGACUGUCGUGCUUCUCGAAGAGCAGGUCCGGGCUCGAGGCGAUCCCCAGCUCCUCGCUCUUCUGGAAAGAGUACGGGACGGCGUCCAGACACAGCAAGAUCUUGACCUACUCAACACAAAGCUAGUGGACCGCUCCCAGAUCACCUUCCGUGAUGGAUUACGAGUCAUAACACCGCUUAACCGCAACCGGUGGAAUCUCAACAUGGAGGCAGUCGUAGACUGGGCACGCGCCGGGGGUUGCCAGUUGUCCAGGCCUUUGUGCUCACCGACUACAAGGCCCAAGGCAAGACGUUUAUGGAAGUACUCCUUGAACUGCGAGGAAACCGUGUGA